AGUAAAUAUUUUUUUUUAUAAGAUAUUACGUUCUCAUCAUCCUUUUAAAUAAUCUUAGUUUAUUAAGACAGUACUCGAGUAAUGGAACUAUCUACAAACGAAGGUUCAAAUAUUUCAUCCCCAUUUAAGUGCAAAUUAUUUUAUCGAGUUACAAUCGUCACCUUUGACCUUGAGUAGGGAUCUGUCAUACACUUAUAAACAGAGCAUUUUCCAAAUAUCAUGAGACCAGUCAUGCUCAUAUCACUCCAAAAAUGGUAACAGCAGAGGGAAUCUUCCGUUUUGAAUGCUACUUGAGUGGAGAUAAACUUUCUCCUCUACAACCAAAUAUCACCCCCUCCUUUUGCUUUUUCAUCUUCUUAUCUUGGAUUGAAGGGAACUCUCUUUUUCCUUGUCUUUCCUUUUUUAUGGCUCUCCCUUUUUUAUUAAUUAAUUUGUUUUUUUCCUCGGUGAACCAGUUCCAUCUAGGGACAGUUUUAUAGCUUUCUCCAAGAAACAUGUUCAAUAAAUUCCGGAAAGGAUUCAUCUUGAUGCCCUUGAUGGUCCCGAAUGCCUCUAGAAUUUAUUACUCUUUGGAUUUCAUGUUCAACAUGAAUGGAACCACCAUUGCAACUGGUGCCAGAGACCCGCCUGUCCUUUUACAGUUGAUCCUAUCUGGUCAAAAAAGAAAUUGCACAUCAGUAGCUAUCCAUGGUCCCAUGUCUACACAAAAUCACCAUCCGAAGUACAAAAUAUCACACCACUUGCUACUAAAUACCAUGUCCAAAUUUUCUUGCUUGAUAUUCGAAAAGGGCAGGGCGCCCAAAGUUCCUAGUAUGUCCUUUGACUAUUGGACCAAGACCUCAUUUCCAUCUUCAUGAUCGUAGUUAUCAGUUUUACGAAAACUAGGAUCAAUUCUACAUGGAAAUUUAGGUAAUCCUUAGCUAACAUAGAUAUCCUAUGCAAUACGAUAUACUCCCAACUCCCUAAUCUUGGAAAUGUUUAUUUCUUUAAAUGAAUGCAACAAGCACAAGACUUUAAAUCUAGAUGCAGGGUAUCUGGAUCCAGAGAAUGAUGCAUGAGUGAAGUGCAAGCAACAAUUACGUGUU
Rubroshorea leprosula is the source of this 1085-nucleotide messenger RNA. Lineage: Eukaryota; Viridiplantae; Streptophyta; Magnoliopsida; Malvales; Dipterocarpaceae. The record is from the annotation of a GenBank genome assembly.